Symsagittifera roscoffensis is the source of this 1109-nucleotide messenger RNA. RefSeq names its product glutathione S-transferase-like. The transcript has 2 exons. Gene Ontology annotation, molecular function: glutathione transferase activity. Lineage: Eukaryota; Metazoa; Xenacoelomorpha; Acoela; Convolutidae. Gene Ontology annotation, biological process: glutathione metabolic process. The record is from RefSeq and is a predicted model, not a curated record. The coding region runs from base 351 to 965 and encodes 204 amino acids.
AGCAUUGAUUUGAUGAAUGUACAGAAAGAAUUGAUCAGUUUUAAAGAUAAGCAUUAAGCCGGCCUAAACGUGCGGACUUUUGAGAUACAAAAAUUUGUUACACACUAAAUGUCAAAUAAAAGACUUCGUUGGUAAUAUUUGAAACCAACUGGCUGAUUACUGCUGUAUAGUUUGACCUUCAAAACUUGUUCAUUUACUUAAGCAAAUUAAAAAGCUAACAUUUUGCUGGUAACUAACGCUACCUUUAAACACGGGCAUUUUAACCAAUCUGCAAAUUCAGCUCGGCAAUAUAUUGCUCUUCAGGAGAUUUUUACUGUUUCAAUCAAGUCAAACUCAGCAAUUGAACAAAAAUGUCAAUUGUUCGUAUCACCUACUUCAAUCUCCAAGCGCUUGCCGAAUUCAAUCGGCUCCUGUUCGUCUAUUCAGGUCACGAAUUCGAGGACGAACGACUGGAACGCGAAGCAUGGCCCGCUCGGAAACCCGAGGCGCCUCUGGGCUCGCUGCCUUACAUUCGGCUCGAAAACGGCAACGAGUAUCCCCAGGCGACAUCUAUUGCUCGGUACUUCGCCGAGAAGUACGGCCUUCGGGGUAAAACGGAAGAGGAAAAACUGCACGCGGACGUUGUCGUCGACUUAGUGCGUUUCGACAUAAUUCCGUCGCUGACUAGAAUUUUCCUUGCUCAAGACGCGCAAAUGAAGGAAAUUCUAAAGAAAGAGGCGCAUGAGAAAAUUCCCGCUUGGCUUGAAAAACUCGAGAGUAACUUUAUCAAGGGGGAAAACACAGUUUUGGAGAGUGGAGCUUCAUGGGCUGAUAUUGCCCUGUUCAAUUGUGUCAACGACUUCUUCCCUGCGUUUGAAAUCAAAGUGGAUGAGAAAAACGUGAAAAUCAACAAAGUAGUCCAAAGUGUCAAGGCCAAUCCAAAAAUUGCCGCAUGGCUGGAGAAGCGUCCUAAGUGUGCUUUGUAAAACUCAGAAUACGAUGAACAUAACAAAAGGAGAAAUGACCGAUUAAACAUUUAAAGUUAUGUAAAGCACAUUAUUUGAUAACAAAAUACAAGACUGAUUGUAUAAAAACGAAAAAUUGAAUAUUACUAUUGCCUCUUAUUAAAA